Molecule: messenger RNA, 1332 nt
Organism: Neoarius graeffei (lesser salmon catfish)
Lineage: Eukaryota; Metazoa; Chordata; Actinopteri; Siluriformes; Ariidae
Gene: drd2a
Product: dopamine receptor D2a
Exons: 7
Coding region: 1-1332 (443 amino acids)
Biological process (GO): adenylate cyclase-inhibiting dopamine receptor signaling pathway; adenylate cyclase-activating adrenergic receptor signaling pathway
Cellular component (GO): presynaptic membrane; glutamatergic synapse
Molecular function (GO): G protein-coupled receptor activity; dopamine neurotransmitter receptor activity, coupled via Gi/Go
Source: RefSeq, a predicted model, not a curated record
AUGGACGUCUUGGAGGAGUAUGCUUACAAUGAAAGCUUCCUCAAAAAUAGCUUCAGUGGCCUCAACACUACGGACGGAGGCAGAAGACAUCAGUACAAUUAUUAUGCCAUGCUACUCACACUGCUCAUUUUCGUCAUCGUCUUCGGAAACGUACUCGUGUGCAUGGCCGUGUCCAGAGAGAAAGCUCUACAGACCACUACCAACUACCUGAUCGUGAGCUUGGCUGUUGCUGACCUCCUGGUGGCGACUCUGGUUAUGCCUUGGGUGGUGUAUCUUGAGGUGGUGGGAGAAUGGAGAUUUAGCACAAUCCACUGUGACAUUUUUGUCACGCUUGAUGUGAUGAUGUGCACAGCAAGCAUCCUUAAUCUUUGUGCCAUUAGCAUUGAUAGGUAUACAGCAGUUGCCAUGCCAAUGUUGUAUAAUACACGCUACAGCUCCAAGAGGAGAGUCACAGUCAUGAUCUCGGUAGUGUGGAUCCUGUCCUUUGCCAUUUCAUGCCCCCUGCUGUUUGGACUCAAUAACACAGAGAGCCAUGAUGAAGCUCUGUGUGUCAUCGCCAACCCUGCCUUUGUCGUCUACUCCUCUGUUGUGUCCUUCUAUGUACCUUUCAUCAUCACCCUGCUCGUGUACGUGCAGAUCUACGUAGUGCUGCGUCGACGGCGGAAGCGUGUCAGCACAAAGCGCACGUACCCAAGUAGCAACAUGGACAUGGGCACGUUGAAGAAAUGCACUCACCCUGAUGAUGUGAAGCUGUGCACUGUUGCUGUGAACUCCAGCGGGAAUUUCCCUGUUAAUAACAAAAAUGCUUUCAAAAAUGAGGUGGCAGACAAUGAAAAUGAAAGCCAAAUGAAUGAAAUCACAAACCUUAACCCUCCAAACCAGAGGACACGUCAGCAGACAGGUGAGAGUCAGCAAGGGCUUCUGCUUGGUUCAAACCACAAUGAAAUAGAUAUAGCUCCCUCUGCUCCUGAGCUCAAGCCAGCAAGGAAUGGAAAGACCUGCAACAUCACCAAAAUGGCUAAAGUGUUUGAGACUCAGGUGUCUCCCAGUGGCAAAAUGCAGACAUCAGUGAAGUCCAUCAGCAAGCGCAAAAUCUCUCAGCAGAAAGAGAAGAAAGCUACGCAGAUGUUGGCUGUUGUACUUGGUGUGUUCAUUAUAUGCUGGCUGCCAUUCUUCAUCACACACAUCGUGAAUACAUAUUGUCACGUCCCAGCAGAACUCUACACAGCUUUUACCUGGCUUGGUUACGUCAACAGUGCCGUGAACCCCAUCAUAUACACCACCUUUAAUAUUGAAUUCCGCAAGGCUUUCAUUAAGAUCUUGCACUGCUGA